Molecule: messenger RNA, 2578 nt
Organism: Thecamonas trahens ATCC 50062
Lineage: Eukaryota; Apusomonadida; Apusomonadidae
Product: adenylyl cyclase
Exons: 2
Coding region: 1-2529 (842 amino acids)
Source: RefSeq, a predicted model, not a curated record
AUGGACUCCCCUCUGAUGCUGAAGACGUAUCCGCUGAUGAGGCACGACUCGAUGCAGUUCACCCCGCCGACGGCUUCGGACUCGGCUUUGGAACUGCUCAUCUUUAUCUUGGAUCAUCCGCUCUUCUCCACCCUCAUGAUCGCUGCUACCGUCUGGGCCCUCUUUGCCGACGACUUUGCUCGUCUCCUCCUGCCAAAGUCUGUCGAUGUGGCCUUUCUUAUCGUCACCACGGUCGUCUUUGGCUUGUUUGUCUUUGAGCUCGUCGGCAACUCGUUUGCUCAUGCUGACGAGUACUUUUGGUUCUACUUUCUUCUCGACCUCCUUGCCGCCCUCUCGCUGGUUCCAGACGUGCUGCUGCUGGCCGGCAUCGAGCUGACCUCGUCCGAGUCACAGACAGGCGCAUCAUCGCUGGCGGUGGCGCGAGCGGGGCGUGCGGCGCGAGCGGCAGCGCGGGCCGCCCGGUUUGUGCGCGUCGUCAAGCUGCUGCAGGCCAUCCGCCGUCGUCGGGCCAAGCUCGACGCAGCCAUGGACGAGGAAGACCGACUGCUGAUGAAGGAGCUCGAGGAGGAAGAGCACCGGCGGCAGGCGGUGGCGGCGGCAGCGGCGUCGCGGCUCUCAGGCGGGCCGUCGAUCAGGCUUGGCCGCUUUGGCUCGGGUAGCUCGGACGAGGGCUCCGGAAGCGGGAGCGGGAGUGGCAGCGGAAGUGGGAGUGGGAGCGGGCGGGCGUCGUCGCGCGACUCGUCCGAGCUCGGCAGCGACGGCGAUGGUGAUGGUGGCGGCGACGACGGCCUGCGCUCGCUGGAAGACGGCAUGUUUGGCUCCGAGUCACCGGGCAUCCAGCGGACGGCAUCGCUGUUUGGUGGCGCCUCCGAGUGGGGCGCCGAGCUCGACGACGAGGCGCUCUCUGUCUUUGAGGGCUCCAGGCGGGGGUCGGACGGGUCGGACGGUGGCGACGAGUCGAGUACAGAGUCGGACGAGGUCAACUUUGUGGAGGAGGAGCUGAUGGAGCCGUCGCGUGUCGGGCAGCUGCUCAACGACCUGACGACCAAGAAGGUCAUUGUUCUUGUCCUUGUCAUGCUCCUGGUCUUCUCGCUCCUCAAUCUCUCGCCGACCAACACGCUGCAGGGCAUUGUGUCGCUGACGCAGCUCGAAGCGCUUGCGCUGCGCAACGCGACGUCUGGCGGGGCAUACCAGGCCGUGCUGGCGUUGUACGUCUCGAUGCACAGCGACCUCGUGCGACUGGAGGUGGCCGGCACGCCGGUGCUACACUACGUGACGCGAGUCGACGAGUUGCGCAACUUUGAGCUGACCAAGGUCCGGUCGGACUCGGGGUACUCGCUGGCGUGGUUUGACGACAAGGGCGACUCGCAACUCGAUGCUUUGCUCAACAUGUCGAUGACAUUUUUCAUCAUCCUCGUUCUCUCGGUAGGCAACUGGAUGCUGUCUAAGGAUGCACAAUCGCUGGUCAUCGGGCCAAUCGAGCGGAUGACGGCCAUCACCAAGCGGCUGGCGCAGAACCCCCUGACGACGCUCAAUGUGAAGAAGAAGGACGAACUCGAGACGUCGUUGCUGGAGGGCAUGCUCUCCAAGAUCGGCUCGCUGCUGCAGAUCGGGUUUGGCGAGUCGGGCGCCAAGAUCAUCUCGUACAACCUGAAGGAGAACGGCGAGAUCGACCCGAUGGUUCCCGGACGCAAGGUCGAGGCCAUCUUUGUCCACUGCGAAGUGCCCAAGUUUGGCGACGUGACCGAGGUGCUGCAGGAGGACGCCAUCCUGUUUGUCAAUCUCAUCUGCGACAUGCUUCACUCUGCGGCAGCGGCGCACGGCGGCUUCCCGUCACGGAACUCGGGCUCGUCGUUUGGCCUCGUGUGGCGGCUACCGUCCGAGGAGGAGACGACGCCCGAAGCCUACCUCGGUGACCUUCAGGCUGUGGCCGGCUCGGUCAUUGCCGCACUCGAGUCUGUGCUUGACGCCGUGGCCGAGUCGGAGACGCUCCGGGUCCUCCUCGAGCGCGUGGCGCGGUACAAGGUCAAGCUUGCAUUUGGCGUCCACGUCGGAUGGGCCAUCGUCGGCGCGCUCGGCUCGCGGAGCAAGGUUGAUGCGUCGUACAUCUCGCCGCACGUCGAGCUGGCAUCGGCGCUGGUCUCAGUCGGCCGCCCGAUGAAGCUACCCAUUGUCUUCUCACACAACUUUGCCGAGCUUCUCGCCGAGGAGCUCCUCGCCGACCGCGGCGUUAAGAUUGAUCGUGUCCUCUUUGGCGGUAUCAAGCAGCCGGUUCAGGUCUACGGCUUGCGGCGAGCCGAAGAGCGCGAUGUUGGGACCGAGGUCUUUACCGCCGCCGUCGACGAGUACCUCGGCGGGCGAUGGGAGACUGCCCGGUCGCUGCUCCAGCAGGCCCGCCAGGAGCUCCCAGACUCGGCGCCGCCGUCGACCCUCUCGGGUCCCAUCCGCUUCCUCAUGCGCUUUAUCGAAAAGUACGACUUUCGCGCACCCGACGCCUGGCGCGGCUUCCGCAAGGCUGCCUGGGCAUAGCCGCCGCCGUCAGUCGGCGUGCGGCCGGCGCCCCGCAGCGCGGGAGCCG